This is a messenger RNA of Dendronephthya gigantea, 2513 nucleotides long. RefSeq names its product chondroitin sulfate synthase 1-like. Gene Ontology annotation, cellular component: Golgi cisterna membrane. Lineage: Eukaryota; Metazoa; Cnidaria; Anthozoa; Malacalcyonacea; Nephtheidae. The transcript has 2 exons. Bases 285 to 2501 code for a protein of 738 amino acids. The record is from RefSeq and is a predicted model, not a curated record. Gene Ontology annotation, molecular function: glucuronosyl-N-acetylgalactosaminyl-proteoglycan 4-beta-N-acetylgalactosaminyltransferase activity.
AUUGACAUGAAAAUUACAAUAUUUAUUCAGCGUGGGUAUCAGAUAUAUUCAUUUAAAUCGAUUCAAUGUUUUGUCAACUCUUUCGCUUGAAACACUGCCUUUAAGUGGCAAGGACUUGCUUGACAAAGAUGCCGGUUUAAGAAACUGACCAAAAUGUCCCGUGUCUUAAUCUGGAUAAGCGUGGAUAUUGUAGACAAGGUGUUCAAGGCUGUUUAUGAGAGGUUUUAACCAUGAAUUCACAACGAAAUGUGUAAGUUUUUUAUCACUGUGUCACAUACACAAUCAUGAAGACGAAAUUUUUUGUAACGUUACGAGCAUGGACGUUUCUGGUCAGCGUUUCACUGAGUUUUACCAUCGGAGUUUGGUGGUGUCGCUAUAUUCUCCCUUCACCAACAACUCUGAGCAGCAGAAUUUGCGAGCAACUUCGAAGCAUCAAAAAGCCUACGAAACCACAACAUAUGAAAGAUGAACUCGGUGCAAGAGAUCUUUUAUUUAUCGGUGUUAUUACAUCACAGAAAUUCCUAACAACUCGCGCAAAAGGAGUAUUCGACACUUGGGGAAAUAAUCUACCGGGAAAGUUGGUAUUUUUCGCCGGCAAGGGGCACAAAACCCCCAAGGUAGACUUUCCGGUCGUGUAUCUUACCGUACCGGAUAAUGUGCACCCGCCGCAGCGAAAAUCUUUAGCGAUGCUAAAAUAUAUUCACGAUAAUUUCAUCGAGAGAUUCAAAUGGUUUAUUCGCGCGGACGACGAUGUUUAUAUAAGAACAGGAAAGCUUGUGGCGUACUUGAGCAAAAUAGACAGUUCUGAAGCGUUGUUACUCGGGCAGGCUGGUCAGGGAAAGAGACACGAGAGAGGGAAACUGGGCCUUAGAGAGGGAGAUAAUUUCUGCAUAGGUGGCCCAAGUAUUAUCAUGUCUCGAAGAGUAUUGGAAAUGGUCAAUCCUCAUUUGGAAUACUGUUCAAACAACACCGCUACGGCUCAUGAGGAUACAGAAGUCGGGAGAUGUUUGCGAAAUUUUGCUGGAGUCAUGUGUCCUUGGGCAUAUCAGGGGCGGGAGUUAUUUCACCACACGUACACCAAUCAAGACAAAGCCUACCACGGUGACCUCAAUACACCUGAAAUGUCUAGCGCAAUCACGCUGCAUCCAAUCAAGGACCCAGCCUACAUGAGACGUCUUCACGUCCAUUACGUCACGAUUGCAUCACAACAACUAUACCACAAGGCUUGGCUGCUGAAUCAUCGACUUGAAAACUCCCGCCAGGCCGUCACGAAGAAGGAAGCAAACUCCUCAAAAGUUAUUUCACCAAAAAGAACGAACUUUUUCGGUGCGAUGUAUCAAAAUAGCACCCUCCCUUGGGAACAAUUCAACACAAAGAAAGUUUUCUCUGCCAGUGAAAAAGCUCCGUUGCGCUGGAUCCAUGAUUCUUUGCGAGACGCACUACUUAAAGUGGUCCGUAAAGGGAAAAAACUGGUUCAAGAUGGAGACGAGAUGAUUGGUAGUCAUGCAAUUCGCUUUGGUAAAGACAUCAUAGGGUAUACGCGUUAUCAUCCCGUACUGGGCCUGCAGUCAAUAAUUCGCUUGAACAGCGUCAAACUUAUUCAACAUUUUGCGCGGGAAAAACAAAGACGGUUCAUCAGCAAAAACUUGUUCCAAUUCCAACAGCCUUAUACGCCGCUACAUUUCCGCACAAUUUCACAUCAUGCCACGGAAACCGUACAUUUUGUCGUCCCGCUUGCCGGAAGGUUGAACAAUUUUCGCCGCUUUCUUUCUAGUUUCGAAAACGCCUUUCUCCGUCGCGACAAAAAGGUCAAAUUAUUAGUGGUGUAUUUUCCGAAGCUCAAAGAUCCCCAAAAGCACCAGCAGAUCAUGAGCAUGUACAAAAAGAAAUAUCCGCAUGAUGUGUUUCACUGGCUCAAUCUGGACGCGACUGUGUUUCAACGAGGACUGGCCCUAAACAAGGGUUCAGAGUAUUUUGGCAAAGGGGCACUUCUGUCAUUUUCAGAUGUUGAUUUAGUUUUUGACACGGAUUACUUAUAUCGCUGUCGGAUAAACACAAUUCCAGGGAGACAAAUCUACUUUCCUAUAAUGUUUAGUAAAUUUCAUCCAAACAUUACAAGAGCGAGGAAAACGAAGGAGGGAAACGUUUUCACGUUCAAAAAGGACGCAGGUCUGUGGCGCAUUUUUAGUUACGGACCAGUGUGUAUCUUUAGUGAUGACGUCACUACUGUCCGCGGAUUCAAUACGACGAUAAGAGGUUGGGGACUAGAGGACGUUGAGUUUUUUGAAAAGUUUGUUAGAGGUGGAAGGUUUGAGGUGUUCAGAGCGCCCGACCGCGGGUUAGUGCACGUGUUUCAUAAGCAUGCGCCUUGCUCCCCGAGGUCGACAUUUAAACAACAGAAGAUGUGUCGUGAUGCUACAGCGGCGUAUCUCAGUUCAGCUUCGUCCGCGCUGGAUGAACUUUUUAGAAAACAGAUCUUGAAAUACAACGAUUACUUUUAGCAUUCUUAUUGA